AUGGCAAACUCAGCACUGGAGAUUGUGGGUCUUUUAGUAUCCCUAAUCGGGCUGAUCGGGGCAGCAGCAACUACAGGAAUGCCUAUGUGGCGCGUCACAGCCUUCAUUGGAGACAAUAUCAUCGUGUUUGAGACUCUGUUUGAGGGCUUGUGGAUGAAUUGCUACCAACAGGCAAGCUUCAGGAUGCAGUGUAAGGUGUACGACUCUCUCCUGGCCCUGACUCCUGACCUGCAGGCGGCAAGGGGGUUGAUGUGCUGCUCUCUGGCACUGAGUGGUCUUGGUGUGCUGAUCAGUCUGAUAGGCAUGCAGUGCACAUCAUGCAUCCAAAACAAUGAUCGAGCUAAGCGGCUGGUUCUCAUCAUUGCUGGUAGCUUGAUCAUAUUGGGUUGUUUCUGUGUCCUCAUCCCUGUCUCCUGGACGGGUCACGUAAUCAUCACUAACUUCUACAACCCCUUGCUGAUCGAUGCCCAGCGGAGAGAGCUUGGAGCAGCUCUCUACAUUGGCUGGGUAACUUCGGCUUUCUUGUUUGCUGGAGGAUGCAUUUUUAUUUGCUGUAAUAUACAGUCGGAUGACAAAGAUUCAGAGAGGUACCUAUACUCCAAGGCCUCAGACUAUUCGGUCUACCCUCAACAGCAACUACAGUCUCUACAACCUCAACAACUGAUGACGCUUCCCCAACCACGAUCUCAGCCAAUGCUAUCAAGAUACCCAUCGUCUAUCUACAGUUACCAGUCCAGAUAUCCCUCUGUACACAGUGCACACAGUGGGGUCGCGUUUCUGUAA
Pelmatolapia mariae (spotted tilapia) is the source of this 783-nucleotide messenger RNA. RefSeq names its product claudin-8-like. Gene Ontology annotation, molecular function: structural molecule activity. Gene Ontology annotation, biological process: bicellular tight junction assembly; cell adhesion. The transcript has a single exon. Bases 1 to 783 code for a protein of 260 amino acids. Lineage: Eukaryota; Metazoa; Chordata; Actinopteri; Cichliformes; Cichlidae. The record is from RefSeq and is a predicted model, not a curated record. Gene Ontology annotation, cellular component: bicellular tight junction; plasma membrane.